This is a messenger RNA of Mollisia scopiformis, 1701 nucleotides long. RefSeq names its product MFS general substrate transporter. The record is from RefSeq and is a predicted model, not a curated record. Gene Ontology annotation, molecular function: transmembrane transporter activity. NCBI's taxonomy places the organism in Eukaryota, Fungi, Ascomycota, Leotiomycetes, Helotiales, Mollisiaceae. The transcript has 6 exons. Gene Ontology annotation, biological process: transmembrane transport. Bases 1 to 1701 code for a protein of 566 amino acids.
AUGGAUCAAAACCUGGAUGCAAGAGCUCUUCGAGAGCUCGAGCAGGAGCUACACACGGAGAUUUACCCAGGAACGGAGAUCAUGACAGAUGUUGGCACACACCACUUCGUGAAGGCGGCUGCUGGACAGCAUUCGGUUUUGGUCCCGCAGCCCAGUGACGACCAACAUGACCCGCUGAAUUGGAGUCCCUGGUGGAAAGCAUCUGCUAUGAUCUGCGCAACUCUCGUUUCCUUCUCGCAAGGCUUUGGUCCUUUGGCUCUUGCCCCUAUGUUUGGUGACUACAUCGAAGCAUUCGAUUCGAAUUUGACAGACGUGGUUCAGUUCACUGGUGUUGCCAUUCUCGUGCUCGGCUUCAGCAAUUUCAUUUGGGUGCCUUUACAAACUUGUUUCGGAAGACGACCAGUCCUGAUUGCCUCGACUCUGAUCUGCUUCGGUAGCAGUAUUUGGCGAGCCAAAGCAAAUUCGUACAACAGUUUCAUGGGAGCUUGCGUCCUGAAUGGAAUCGGUGCAGGACCAGCUGAAACUGCUCAGCCUACCAUCAUUGCCGAUAUCAUCUUUCUUCACGAUCGUGGGAAGUACCAAACUCUGUACUUCGCAUUCUACUUUGGCUCGCUUAUGGUCGGUCCGAUCAUCUCAGGUCCAAUGGCACAAAACGUCGGAUGGCGCAAUUUCUGGUGGUUCAAUACUGCGCUUCUGGGUUUCACAACCAUCUGCUGCAUCUUCCUCUUUCCGGAAACGAAAUUCAACCGCUCCUUCAUGCCACAAAAUAGCCUCGUAUCAGGUUCUCCACCACUAAAAGGCUCGACAGAAGAAGUCGAAACUACCCAACAUCCAAUCUCUACCGCGGCCACCGACCACGCAGACCCCGAAAAGACCGCCCCUAUCCAAUCAAAGUCCAACGGCGCAGGAAACAACGGACUCACGCACGUCCACACGCACGACGAUCCCUGGCUAGGCCGGGGCACGCCCUCCAAGCAGCAAUGGAAGCUCUUCCAACCCUACGAAGGCAACUUCCUGAUGGAGCUCCUCCUGCCCUGGAAACUGCUCUUCUUCCCCAUCGUCGACUUCUCCGCCUUCGUGGUGUCCUGGUCCGCGUCCUCGUUCUUGACGCUGAACUUGACGCAGAGUCAGGUUUUUGCUAACCCGCCUUAUAAUUAUAAUUCAACGACGAUUGGGUUCUUUAAUUUUGCUAUCUUGAUUGGGGCCAUGAUUGGGUUGUUUACUGCGGGUCCCCUGAGUGAUGCGAUUGCGGCGAGGUUGACGAAGAGGAAUAAGGGGAUUCGAGAGCCGGAGAUGAGAUUGGUGGCUAUGAUUCCGUACGUGAUACUCAUGAUUAUCGGGAACGUCGUGGUUGCGGUAGGAUAUGAGCAUCAAUGGGAUUGGAAGGUCAUCGUGAUUAUCGGCUAUGCAUGUGCCGGUAUCCAAGUCGCGGCUCUGCCGUCCAUAUCUUCGACCUACAGCAUCGAUUCCUACAAACCGGUCGCUGGCUCGAUCUUCGUGGCGAUCACGGUUAAUAAGAAUGUCUGGGGUUACGGCUUCAGCAAGUUCAUCACGCCGUGGAUCAUCAAGAGCGGGUAUAUCCCGCCGAUCAUGACGAACAUGAGUUUGAUUACCUUGUGGUGCUUGACGGGGAUUAUUUUCUGGUUCUUUGGCAAGACGUUUAGGAAGUGGACCAGGAAUUCGAAGGUUCAUAGUAUGUGA